Molecule: messenger RNA, 775 nt
Organism: Paramuricea clavata
Lineage: Eukaryota; Metazoa; Cnidaria; Anthozoa; Malacalcyonacea; Plexauridae
Source: the annotation of a GenBank genome assembly
AUGGUUGGUCUGGACUUUGUUGCUGGAUUUCUCAAGCGCCACUCUAAGUUGUCCCUUCGAAGACCGAAAUCUGUGUCUGUGAAUCGGGUUUUCGGUUUGAACAAAACAUCUGUCAAUUUAUACUUUGAUAACCUGAAAAUUCUAUUAAACAAACAUAACUUUAAACCACAUGAAAUAUUCAAUUGCGAUGAAAGUGGUUUGGCAUGUGUCCACAAACCAGUGAAAGUCAUUGCACCAAAAGAAAAACGACGUGUCUCGUCAGUGACAAGUGGCGAACGCGGUCAAUAUAUACGUGUACAGACUUGUGGAAGUGUAUGAUGAGGAUAAACACAAGACCGAGAUCGUGGCUCAACUUAUCCAACGUUCCCAUCGUAGCUACGCCAACACCAUGUACCUGAACCUUUAUGGAAGCCAGUGAAGCCACUUCACCUACAUCAAGAAUCUAAAAGUGUACUCGAAAUCGUACUGUUGUUGUAAAUAUGACAAAAUGUGGAAAACGGUCAAAGCCUUGAACAAACACGAGCGAACAUGCGAAGCCGCGGUACGUCACGUUUUCCCUAGUGGUGCCUACAAAAUUCCACAAACCAUCUUCGAUCUGCCCGAAGACGAAGGUAUCGACAUUCCUGAAGACCUGAAGUACUUCCCUUACCGUGCCACAUCUGAUUUUGAAUGUUAUUUCAAACAUGAAUCCCACCAUCCAAGAAACACUGAAAAACUAACUUGGGAAGCGGAACAUAUCCCACUCUGUUUGCUCCAACAUCCCUGGCUACGAUGA